GCGCUCCCUAGCCCUCAGCUGUCCCUGGCUUGAAGAGUGUUACAGGCUGGUCGCCUACUUUCCUCAGGUGAUCCCGGCCACAGCCUAUUGCCUGCGGCCGCCGGUGCAAUUUACUUGCAGUCCCCGAAGAGUCCCAGAGUCCCUCCGAAGCGGCAGCGGCAGGUCCAUGGAGAAGGGUCCGGUGCGGGCGCCGGCCAAGCCGCGGGGUGCCAGGUGCAGUAAUGGGUUCCCCGAGGGGGAGUCGCCGCGACCGGGGCCGAGCGGGCCGGCCGAGAAGCCGCCGCGGCCGGAAACCAAGAGCGUCCAGCCGGCGGACGGCUGGAAGGGUGAACGGCCCCGCAGCGAGGAGGAUAAUGAGCUGAACCUCCCCAACCUGGCGGCCGCCUACUCGUCUAUCCUGCGCUCGUUAGGAGAGGACCCCCAGCGGCAGGGACUGCUCAAGACGCCCUGGAGGGCGGCCACAGCCAUGCAGUUUUUCACGAAGGGCUACCAGGAGACCAUCUCAGAUGUCCUAAAUGAUGCUAUAUUUGAUGAAGAUCAUGAUGAGAUGGUGAUUGUGAAGGACAUAGAUAUGUUUUCCAUGUGUGAACAUCAUCUGGUUCCAUUUGUUGGAAAGGUCCAUAUUGGCUAUCUUCCUAACAAGCAAGUCCUUGGCCUUAGCAAACUUGCGAGGAUUGUAGAAAUCUAUAGUAGACGAUUACAAGUUCAAGAGCGUCUUACAAAACAAAUCGCGGUAGCCAUCACAGAAGCCUUGCGGCCCGCUGGAGUUGGGGUGGUGGUGGAAGCAACCAAUGAAAUAAAAAUAAUUAAUAAAGGGGUGAGCCCUCUACUUUCUUCUUGCCACCUUUUAGUGGUAACUGUCAAGGAAACUGCCAAAUAGUGUAAGUUACAUGCACAAAAUCACUGCCAUUUGGAUAACCAUUGGGUGCUGGAAAGGAAGAAAAACUCAAGUAUUUUGUUCAAAUACUAUGGUAAUUGGGUUCAUAAGCGUAGGAAUUUUGGGAAUGGGAGGAAAUUAUGGCCAAUAUACUGUUUUUUUUUUUCCCCUCCCCAAACAAAAAUGGUGUAGUGCUUAAAAUAAUUCCUGUACAGCAUGCAGCAUUGCUCUGCAAACACAAAGUCCAACAGGCUCCACCAUAAUCACAUUUCAUAAACUGCCAGGGCACUUUAUUUUUUAUAUAUUUAUUUUUUAAGUGUCCAGUUAUAAUGUUAGUCAUGAAAGGGAAGGUGGUAGGAUAUCUAUGUUUUUGAUUUUACUGUCACGUUUCUACUUUCUGUUCUUUUUUGAAUUCAAGUACAAAGAAUUUGUUCCUUUUGUUUACGAAUGUAUUCCCAUGUCAACAUACAGGGAUUUAGACAUUUAACUCUCUGUGCCUUGAUGCGAAUAUCACACCACUUAGAGUGUAGCUACCUUUGCCAUUUUUUUAAAAAGCCAUUAUUUUAUGAGACUUAAGUACCAACACUGCAAAUAACUAGUCCUCACAAUUUUACCUUUAGAAGUCUCUUGCAAGCUUACUUUGUGUAUUCCUUGUAGAUGCCUCAAAACUUUUUUUAAAGUCUUAUCAAGUAUUUUUCUAUGUAUUUCCAGAAACUUUUGAGAACGUCCGUCAUUUUCAGGUCUGCAGAACCAUAGCUUCUGUGAAUAUGAAAGAUGGCAGAAUGAACUAACCGUGGACUGCAUUGUGACCGAUACCCAAUGUUUAAUGAAAGCUGCAUUGUUGGUGCCUAUGAAAAUGCACUGUAAUUUUCUGGAAUUACUGGAAAAUAUAGGAAGCCCCCAUAUUGGCUC
Messenger RNA from Felis catus (domestic cat), 1789 nucleotides. It is a transcript of the gene GCH1, whose product is annotated as GTP cyclohydrolase 1. Gene Ontology annotation, biological process: tetrahydrofolate biosynthetic process; tetrahydrobiopterin biosynthetic process. The transcript has 6 exons. NCBI's taxonomy places the organism in Eukaryota, Metazoa, Chordata, Mammalia, Carnivora, Felidae. Gene Ontology annotation, cellular component: cytoplasm. Gene Ontology annotation, molecular function: GTP binding; GTP cyclohydrolase I activity; zinc ion binding. The coding region runs from base 167 to 880 and encodes 237 amino acids. The record is from RefSeq and is a predicted model, not a curated record.